AUGUGGACAAUCCGAUCCAAGUCUGCAGCAGAGGAUGGCCCUCAGAACCUCAUGAAGGCAGCAAUUACAGGAGCUCACUUCCUGACCUCCAGCUCAUCAGAAAAAAGCCAAGGUCACAACAGUGAGCAACUGUCAAAUGCUGGAAACACGACAUUGCCUUUGAAAAGGGAAGAAAGGGAGAGCCAACCCCUUAAAGAGCUGCUAUUUUACACCCACGCUCCGGCUGUGGAGUCAGCUUGUCUCCAGACAAGGAUCUCAAAACUUCGCAAGGCUGUAACGCGAUCCAGCGGCUCGAGAGCUGCUAAUCCCGGCCGAGUGCCGGAGCAUCGGCCCGGAACGCGGCGGGGCUGGUCCCGCAUCCCCCGGGAUGCUACGCCGGGAACAGCCCGGCGCUCUCCGGGGCCGGGCGCGGAGCAGCUGCUGCCCUCUAGUGCGCCGCGCCGCAGCCGCACGGACCCCCGCAGCCCGCACGGCAGCAGCGCUCCGCACAGCCCCGGGCACCGCCCGCACAGCUCUCACAUUGUCUCCCGGCCUCCGCCCGCCCCCUGCUCCUGCAUCGCUCCGGCUCCACAGCCCCUCGGCCCCGCACCGCCCCUGUCCCGCAACACCCCCGCCCCGCAGAGCCCCAGGGGCAGAUCCCCUCCCCUCCCGCAGGAACGAAAUGGCCCAGAGUCCCUCCUGCCGCUAAUGAAGGGGUUUGAUUGUUCGGCACGUGCACUCCGAGGGAUCGAUAAUUUCCCAGUCUAA
Messenger RNA from Manacus vitellinus (golden-collared manakin), 747 nucleotides. RefSeq names its product translation initiation factor IF-2-like. The coding region runs from base 1 to 747 and encodes 248 amino acids. Lineage: Eukaryota; Metazoa; Chordata; Aves; Passeriformes; Pipridae. The record is from RefSeq and is a predicted model, not a curated record. The transcript is spliced from 2 exons.